AUGCUGAAUGACUCUGAUCCUUUGCUGCCCUCCUCUGGCUCUGCUUUUCAUUCAGCUCUGCGGGGAGCAGCUGUUGUAACCUCUAAUGCUGUGUCAGCGUUUCAAGGUGGGGACAGUGGUCUCUGUACUAUGGAACAAGCUGUAAGUUCACAGCCAGUAGAAUCUGAAGCUAAUACUGACAACAUGGAAAAUAGUUCUCCUGCAUCAGUUUUAGAUGAGAAGGGUGAGCACAGCAAUGAGGAGGAACAAAAAAAUAUUAAGCCUACAAGUAAAGAAUUCAGGAAAACCUGGGGUUUCCGAAGGACUACGAUUGCGAAGCGAGAAAAUGCAGUAGAUGCUGACGUGGAUUCUAAUGAACAACAGCCACAACAGCAGCAACAAAGCUUAAACCUCAGGCGUAGCGGGCGGCAACCAAAGCGAACGGAAAGAGGGGAAGAAUUUCUNACCAGGGUAAGACGCAGAGGGAGGAGGAUUGUUCCUACCAUUCUGGAAGAUUCGGGUGAAGGAGUGUCCUGUCCGGCUACAGAUGCUGAAACCGCUUCUGAAGAUAGUGUGGAGAGCACUCCAGACAUAAAACCUGUAACUCGAAGGAUUGUCACUAGGAGUAGUAAGGAUCAGAAAGGCUCCAAAAGCAGAGUCACAAAAGAGGAAGAAGAAGAGGAGGAAGAGGAGGAGGAGGAAGACGAGGAGGAAGAGGAAGAUGAUACUUCUGAUAGCGAUAGCGAUGGCUUAACACUAAAGGAACUGCAGACUCGACUGAGAAAGAAACGCGUUGAACAGAAACCUGCGCAGCUCUCGUUGAAGGACGUGCAGAACCGCCUGAAGAAGGAAAAUGCAGAACAGGAUCCUGCAGAAGCAGAUGAUGUCCAGUCUGAAAAACAGGUGGAGUCUGAGCUGCCUGUCAAACAAGAGCCUGAGACUGCCGACAACACUGAGAUUGCGAGUCAGGUGGUGGUGUCUGAGGAAGACACUGAAGAUCUCCAGGCUCAGCAGGAGGUAAAGCCUACCCUUGGUGUGAAAGGGAUCACAGAUGAAGAACCCGAACUACCCAAAAGCAAACCUGAGUCUGAGAUUUAUGACCCGAAUGCGCUGUACUGCAUUUGUCGUCAGCCCCAUAACAACAGGUUUAUGAUUUGUUGUGAUAGAUGUGAGGAAUGGUUUCAUGGUGACUGCGUGGGUAUUUCUGAGGCUCGAGGGCGAUUGUUGGAAAGGAAUGGUGAGGACUAUAUCUGUCCAAACUGCACCAUUCUACAGGGGCAGGAUGAGCCCGUUUCAGAAAUAGACCAGCAGGAAGCGAAAGUGGGGCAAGUAAAUGUGGAUGGCACAGAAUUCACAAGCAUAGGAACAAUUGAACAAAAAUCUGUUGAGGAUCAAGGAAUCAAGGGUAGGAUUGAAAAAGCUGCAAAUCCAAGUGGGAAGAAAAAACUAAAGAUAUUUCAACCUGUAAUCGAAGCUCCUGGUGCAUCCAAGUGCAUUGGGCCCGGCUGUUUCAACCUGGCUCAGCCUGACUCCGUGUACUGCAGCAAUGACUGUAUUCUCAAACAUGCUGCAGCCACGAUGAAGUUUUUAAGUGCUGGCAAGGAUGCAAAACCAAAACCUAAAGAGAAGAUCAAACCAAAAUCUGAAAAACCUGGCAUGCCAAAAUCUCAGCUGCAGGCAGGUGUUAAGCCUCUUACAAACCAAAAGAGACCUCUUCCUGAGAAGAGAGAGCUGAAUGUGAAGAAGACUGUCCCGACAGCUGCCAAGACUGAGGCAGACACUCAGCCUAUUGCUAAAGAGCCAGCGGCAGAACCCCCCACGCCGUCCUGGGCAAGCGAUCAUAAUUACAAUGCUGUAAAGCCUGAAAGGACUGCUGCCAUUUCAUCUUCACUGUUGUUCAAAUCUCAGAAGGAAGAGAAAAGGAAUGAAGAUAGAGCAGAGCCUGCAUCAGCAUCAAAGAAAGCUAUUGCAUCCCUAAUGGAGAAGCAGGUGUCUUCUGCCACUAAAAAUCUUCCUUCAAAGAAGUCUCCAUCCUUCUCUAACACGUCACUAAAUAAGCAACCGCUUAAACCUGCUGGAAGUUUCAAAGGUGUAAUUCCCAAGAAACCUUGGCCUUCCUCAGGCAGCGUUCCUUCAAAACAUCCAUCUCUCUCUCAGGGCUCAUCAGUGUCCAAAAAACCAGCUCCAUCUUCCACUUUGGGUGGAGGACUCAAAAAGCCUUCACUGUCCUCCGUUUCUACUGCAUCUGGAAGUAGUCAAGCGAAAGCAUCAGCUAGCCCUAUCCAGUCCCAACCCAACUCUCAGAUUCGACAAAAUAUUCGACGAUCCCUAAAAGAAAUUUUAUGGAAGAGAGUCAAUGAUAGUGAUGAUCUGGUCAUGACAGAGAGUGAAGUAGGGAGAGUAGCACUCAACAUUGAAAAGGAGAUGUUUAAUUUGUUCCAAGUUACAGACAACAGAUACAAGAGUAAAUACCGUAGCAUCAUGUUCAAUCUCAAGGACCCCAAAAACCAGGGACUUUUUCAUCGUGUCCUUCGUGAGGAAAUCUCACUGUCAAAGCUCGUGAGAAUGAAACCAGAGGAACUUUUAUCUAAAGAACUGUCUGUAUGGAAAGAGAAACCAGCUAAAGCAAUGAUAGAGUCAAGAAGCAAAUCUCACGAAAUCAAGAAAACAGCUGUAAAACGGGUACAUGUGCCGGUUGUAAAUAUGGAAGAUUCUCCGCCCGUGUCGGAUUCUGAU
Apaloderma vittatum (bar-tailed trogon) is the source of this 2715-nucleotide messenger RNA. Its product is annotated as death-inducer obliterator 1-like. Gene Ontology annotation, cellular component: nucleus. Lineage: Eukaryota; Metazoa; Chordata; Aves; Trogoniformes; Trogonidae. The record is from RefSeq and is a predicted model, not a curated record. The annotation marks the transcript as partial. Gene Ontology annotation, biological process: DNA-templated transcription; apoptotic signaling pathway. The transcript has 11 exons.